Messenger RNA from Symbiodinium natans, 2064 nucleotides. NCBI's taxonomy places the organism in Eukaryota, Dinophyceae, Suessiales, Symbiodiniaceae. The record is from the annotation of a GenBank genome assembly.
AUGUCAACCAACCUCCGCCGCAGCGACCGCAUGCGUCGGGUGGUGGUCCAGCUGCUUUCCGGACUGGGCUUGAUUGCCCUGCUCGUGGUGGUUCUCGGGUCCGCAUCGACCCAUUACGGCUAUCGCGUGCCGUGCGAUGGGGGUGACAGUGACUCCCAAGCCCUCUUCGACUACAUGUCCUUCUAUGCUUGCUCCGAGCUACUGCCGAGCCCAGUAAAGGCAGUCCUCUUGCUUCUCUGGCUGGGGCUCCUGAUCGGCCUCCUGGCGAGCACUGCGGACGACUACUUUGUGCCUCAGCUUGAAGCCCUCUCCCACUGCCUGGGCCUUCAGGAGGAUGUGGCUGGUGUCACCCUGCUUGCGUUGGGCAACGGCAUGCCUGAUGUGAUGACGGCCUGUAGCUCCAUCAACAAGGCGAAUGACCUGCCGCUGACAAUGGGUGAGUUCCUGGGCGCCGCGAACUUCAUUGUCAUCUUCGUUCUGGCCUGCAUCUUGCUUGUGAAUCCGGGGCCGACCGAAGUGGACGGCUGGCCCUUCCUGCGCGACUCGAUUGCGUGCUUGCUCGUCGUGGUGUUCAUGGUCGUGAUCACCUGGGACAACCACAUUACCCUGGCUGAAAGCAUGUCCUUCUUUUGGGUUUAUGCUGGGUACAUUGCUCUGGUCCUCCUGCCUGGACGCCUGUGUUUCCGAACGGCACAUGCCCGGGCCCUUGAGUCCGAGGUGGAGCUCGUCCUUGAACAAGCACAGAUGGGGUCAAGCAGCUGGGCCGACGAUGAGCCUACGAGCCCAACGGAUGGAAGCUUCCUUCCCCUGGCCUCCGAGUCGGAGGCCGAAGACUUCGAGGAGGGGAAGCUGGUCGUGCCGGGCUUGCAGAUGUACCCAAGGCAGACCACCCUGGGCCUCUUCUUGGCCACCUUGGAGCUGCCCUUCACUUUGGCCCGGAGCCUCUGCAUCCCCUCGGCCACCUGGAGCCAGAAGGAGCGGCUGUUGGCGGCGGCCUGCCCUGCUUGUGGUGUGCUCUUCAUGUUCCUCUCUUACGGUGGCUGGGGGGCCUUCCAGGCCUCCAGUGGCAUCCCAGACUGGGCGCUGGCUUUGGCGGCGGGUUCCUUGGCCAGCCUGGCCGUGCUCUGCGCCUCAAGCCCAGGACACCCGCCAGCCUGGCACCUGAUGCUCCUGCUUUGGGCCGUCGCCACGGCCGUCAGCUGGUUUAACUUGCUGGCCAACGAGUGCGUGGCAGUACUGGAGGCCUUCGGCCUGAAUCUGGGGAUCUCCUCCUCGGUGCUGGGCAUCACGGUGCUUGCCUGGGGCAACUCUGUGGGCGACCUCGUCGCAGACCGGGCCCUGGCCAAGCAGGGUAGGUGGAAGAUGGCAGUGGCAGGAGUGUACGGCUCCCCCAUCCUCAGCGACUUGCUUGGCUUGGGCGUGGCCUUGACCUCCCACGUCUGGCAGCACGGGGCCCUGAAGUCGGAGCUCUCCAAGCAGAACCGGAUCGCAGCCGGCUCGCUGGUUGUGGGAGUGGUCCUCUCUGUGGCCGUGAAAGCCGUCGUCCAAGCCGAGAAUGGCCGGUCAAAAAGAUCAAACGGCUACCAAGCAGUUUCGUCUUCCGCAAAGUCGUCACAUGAAGUUGAUGGUGCGGGUGGAGCAACACAUGCAGCACCGUCAGCUGUUGCGUGCACAGUUGCCAGCGGAGGCAGUGCAGCGGCGUCGUCAUCAUCAGCCUCCACAUGCACCAACGGCACCAGUCAAGCAGUCUCGUCUUCCGUAACUUCGUCACAUGGCGUUGAUGGUGUGGGCCAAGCAGCACACGCAGCACCGUCAGCUAUUGCGUGCACAGUUGCCAGCGGAGGCAGUGCAGCGGCGUCGUCAUCAUCAUCCUCCACAUGCACCAACGGCACCAGUCAAGCCGUGAUCCUUGCAACGCCGGUGUAUAUUCGGAGCUGUCCGGAGCUGAUGGCGCUGGAGUUGGAGAGCAGCCUCAUCCUGGUUUCGCGUGCAGUAUUUCAGGAGAUCGUUGAAGAGUGGAAAAGGAUGAAGAAGGCGUCGCAAAGGCGACCUGAAACGAAGUGA